AGUGUUUAUUUUCCUGCAAUAAAUGACAAAUGAGGAUUAUGAGAAUGCUGUAUCAGUUCACAGUUUGAGGAGCUCACUACAGCUUCCUGUUUUGCUAUUUAUUUUGAGUCACUUUGAUCUGGUUCUUGCGGUUAAGCUUGUUCCUGUUAUGUACAGAAGAGAUGAAAUGAAUUGGUCUCUUCCUGCUGCACAGAAGUUUCCGCUUGUCUUCAGCAAGUUUACCAGAUUGAUUUAACGUGUGAAGUAUAGCAAGUAUAUUCUCAUAUUUAUUUUAGAAGUAAUUAAAAUCUGUGAAUAUUUGUGUUUAACUCGUGAGCAUUCUUGUGAAUGUUUAACAAAACCUUUCCAUAUCUAUGUGUUGUAAUGUUGUGCAGCAAUGGGAGGAAAUGCAUCUAAGGACGCCAUUUCUGAGGUUUUUGAGGAAGAUUGGAGGGAAAUACCUAUGAGCAAAGAACAGUAUCUGGACUAUGUAAAGAAUUAUCAGCUUCAUCAUGAUGAGAUCCAACAGCUCAGAAUUCUUCUCCAUGGACCCGUUGGUGCUGGGAAGUCCAGCUUCAUCAACUCUGUGGACACAGUUUUACAAGGCAGAAUUAGUGGUCGAGCUUUGACAGAUGGAACCUUUGGGGACAGCUUCACCACAGAAUACAGAACUUUCAAGAUCCAAAAGGAAGUGCAAGGGACUUUUUAUCCUUUUGCCUUUACUGACAUCAUGGGCCUUGAGGAAGGCACAAACAAAGGAGUUACUGUGGAAGACAUCAAACUGGCCAUGAAGGGACAUGUGAACGAUCGGUACAGGUUCAAUCCCACUGCAGCAAUAUCUGAUAAAGAUAGUGGCUACAACAAAAACCCCAGCCUGAAUGACAAAGUCCAUGUUCUGCUCUGUGUGGUUUCUGCUGAAACAUUAAGUUUGAUGAAACCAGAAGCCUCUGCUGACCAACGUGAUGAGAUGACUGAAACCAUGAGAAAGAUGAGGGAAGUCCGACUUGCAGCUCGUGAUCUCGGGAUUCCCCAACUGGCUGUUCUCACCAAAAUAGAUGAAGCCUGUCCAGUAGUCAAAGAAGACGUUGGGAACGUGUAUAAGAGCACAUACGUGAAGAAACUGAUAGAGGAACUGAGUGCUUUCCUUGGUAUUCCACCGUCCUACAUCUUUCCUGUGAAGAACUAUCACUGGGAUAUCACCCCAGAAGAUGUCAGUGACAGACUGAUACUGAGUGCACUGAAACAGAUGAUUGACUUUGGAGGCGACUUCGUCAACAAACACAUGUAGACCUGCUUCCUCUGCUGCUGGAACAAGUCUGCUUUAUCUCAGGGUGAAUUAGACUGUUUCUGGGUGUAACCAGGAAUGUGCAUGACGAUGAUAUGUAUCAUGCUGCUUUGCCUUUUGUGUUUUUUUAUGAGGAAUAUAUUUGCUAGAGUUUUAUAAGAUCAGACUGUGCUGGAUGAUGAUUCAAUAAAAACCUUGAUGUGCAAAAAUCAGGCUUAUACAGUAAUACUCAUACUGCAUUUAGAUUUUAUCUAGAUAUUCAUUUAUUUUUGUAUUAUUGAUUGGUUUGCUACUAUAUUUUUAAUUGUGGUGGUAAUAGGAGGUGUUCUGGUCUCCCAGAAAGCAUAAAUUAAUCAAUACAUUAACAGAAAUCAGAAUAAUUAGAAACUGGGCUAAAUAUGGUUGGAACUAAGUUGUCAGUAGUUGUGUUCAUUCGAUCAGUGUUUAGAUCUACACUAGAACUUUAUACUACUUUACUGCUGUUCAGAUAAAACCACAAUAAAUAACAAAAAAAUUA
This is a messenger RNA of Acanthochromis polyacanthus (spiny chromis), 1781 nucleotides long. Its product is annotated as interferon-induced protein 44-like. The record is from RefSeq and is a predicted model, not a curated record. The coding region runs from base 377 to 1267 and encodes 296 amino acids. NCBI's taxonomy places the organism in Eukaryota, Metazoa, Chordata, Actinopteri, Pomacentridae. The transcript has 7 exons.